AUGGCCCUUGCUGUUUCCAACUUGAUGGAAUUAUGCUAUGGAACCAGAUCCUUUCCUCAGUCGAUCGACCUCCCCGGUGCCUGGCAAGGCAAUCAGUUCUCUGAUGAAUCCGAAUAUGUAUACCAUCUGAACUCUUCUGAAAUCGACGAAGUGAAAAACGCUCUUUUGUACUUCAAAGGCAAGUUCCCUCUUGAUCUUAUGCGGCUCAAUGUUUAUGAAGGAAAAGGGUUUGGACUGGUUCGAGGACUCAACCCCUUGAGCUAUUCUACGGAGGACUUGACUAUGAUGUACCUCGGUAUUCAGUCUUACAUCGCUAACCGUCGAGGUCGGCAGGACAAGAAGGGAAACAUGCUGGUCCAUAUCGUGGCCGAUAACUCUUCUCCAAUUUCUAGUCAGCAUCAUCGGCACUCGACAUCGGAAAUCAUGUUCCAUAACGAGGAAUCCGGAGACAUUGUGAGCUGGCUGACUCGGAGUAACGCAGCUUCAGGCGGGAGAUGCAUUAUCGCUUCAGGAUAUGCGGUAUAUAAUAUCCUGAAUCGACACCACCCCGCAUCUAUCCACCAGCUUUCUCAGCCGAAAUGGGUUUUUGCAAACCAAGAAGGAUAUCCCAGACCGAUCUUCUUCCAACAUCGCAAUAGAAUCAUGAUCAACUUCGGUCGAGUCUCACUAAUCGGCAACGCGAUCCAUCCGCGUCCGGCCCAUCUACCUCGUGUUUCCGUGAAACAGCUCAAAGCGCUUGAAGAUGUUGAACGCGCAGCUACAAAGGUUCAGUUGGAAAUUGAGACGAAGCCAGGUGAUAUUCACUUCAUCAAUAACCUCUUCGUUCUGCAUAAACGUGAUAGCUUCAAGAAUGGGGAUGGGGUUGGGGAGAAGAGGCAUCUAGUGCGUAUGAGGCUUCGGGACGAUGAACUGGGCUGGAAUCUACCGGAGAGUUUGAGAAAGGAGUGGGUAGAUGCGUUUGAGCCAGGCUUGGAUAGGCUUUGGCAUAUUGAUCCUAUGCCGGAAGGAUACUUUCCUUUGAGAUCGUAUCCGAAUUAA
This is a messenger RNA of Fusarium fujikuroi IMI 58289, 1038 nucleotides long. RefSeq lists its product as uncharacterized. Lineage: Eukaryota; Fungi; Ascomycota; Sordariomycetes; Hypocreales; Nectriaceae. Bases 1 to 1038 code for a protein of 345 amino acids. The transcript has 5 exons. The record is from RefSeq and is a predicted model, not a curated record. Gene Ontology annotation, molecular function: oxidoreductase activity.